AUGAGCUUGAAAGAAGUAUUCGAACAACAUCCAUGGAGGUCAUUUAAGAAGUUCAAUGAAGCUGCAAAGAGUCGGGGAUUUACUAACAGAGCUGAAGUGAAAAGGUUCUUUGACAAAAAUGUUGUACAUCAAACAAAAAUAAACCCUUACGACUACUUUUUACCAAUUUACUCCAACACUCCUGACGCAUACCAAUUUGACACUCUCAUUCAAAGCAGAAAAUGUGGUCAUAAACCAUUCCUCAUCUUCAUAAAUGUUAACACUCGUAAAGCAUAUGCAUAUCCAAUGAAAAAUAAAGGAACUCGUGAAGUGUUAAGAGUUUUACAAAAGUUUGUAGCAGAACAUAACCCAAGUACUUUAACAUCAGACCAAGACAGUGCAUACCUCAGCAACGAAAUCACAGAAUUUCUCAUUAAGCAUAACAUAACUCACUACACUACUGAAGACCAUAACCAUAACAUACUCGGUAUCAUUAACCGCUUCAUAAGGACUCUCAGAGAUUUAAAUCAAGAGCGAGACUUUACCGAAGAAACAAUGAAACAUUUUCUCGAAGUAUAUAAUUCCUCAACACAUUCUACAACAGGACAUACACCAAAUUCAAUGACACAACAACAAGAAGAAAAGUAUAUACAAAAGAAACGAAGCCAAACACAAAAUAUCAGAAAUUCAACACAAUUUACCCUCAUUCCUGGUACAAAAGUUCGUGU
Molecule: messenger RNA, 707 nt
Organism: Trichomonas vaginalis G3
Lineage: Eukaryota; Parabasalia; Trichomonadida; Trichomonadidae
Product: integrase core domain containing protein family
Exons: 1
Biological process (GO): DNA integration
Molecular function (GO): nucleic acid binding
Source: RefSeq, a predicted model, not a curated record